Messenger RNA from Thalassophryne amazonica, 7069 nucleotides. RefSeq names its product ADAM metallopeptidase with thrombospondin type 1 motif, 12 (gene adamts12). Gene Ontology annotation, cellular component: extracellular matrix. Gene Ontology annotation, molecular function: metalloendopeptidase activity. Gene Ontology annotation, biological process: extracellular matrix organization; proteolysis. The record is from RefSeq and is a predicted model, not a curated record. The transcript has 24 exons. NCBI's taxonomy places the organism in Eukaryota, Metazoa, Chordata, Actinopteri, Batrachoidiformes, Batrachoididae. Bases 143 to 4978 code for a protein of 1611 amino acids.
GUGUGUGUGUGUGUGUGUGUGUGUGUCCUCGGUGCAGAUUUGGGAGCUGCUUCAUGUCAUGACACAAGUGGUCGCUCUCACCGCCACCGGAACUCCGAUGUCCACGACUCUUCUCCGAGCUUUGAGUUUGAUCACAUGAAAUAUGCGAUGUUCUCAGGGCAGCCCGUUUCUUUUUCUGCUACACUUGGUUUUCAUUGUGGCAGCCGGCCACAAAGUGCUCUCCGACUCUGGAAGAUUUCUCUCCCUGUUUGCAGAACAAGGUCAGUUGCCAGAGUCGGAUCUGUCUGUUGUCCAUCCGGUGAGGAUCAGCUGUGAUGGACGCUUCAUCUCCCACUCUGUGUCUCAUCACUUUGGGGGUGGGAGAGUCAGGCGUGACCUCCAACCCCCCAGUGUGGAGGGAGAGGUUUACUACAGAGUCAACUACAAGAAUCACACUUUAAUGUUCAAUCUGACUGCAAAUAACCUCCUGCUGUCAGAUGACUACAUCCUGGAGAGGAGGACCAGCACUGCCAACAGGACUGCGCAUGGUUCCAGUGGCAGAAGCUCCUGCCACCUCCUCGGAACCGUGUCAGCUUCUGAUGUGAGAGGAACCGCUGCCAUCAGCACCUGUAAUGGGCUGAGAGGAUUCUUUGCCUUGCCCGAGGGACAUUACUUUAUCGAGCCAAUCCAGAAAGCGCCUGGUAAUCUUGCAGAGACUCCAGAGCCACAUAUCGUUUACCCUAGACUCACUCCCGGAAGUCAAAGAACUAAACGCAGCCCUGAGGCCAAAGACUCGCCCGGCCCCUGUGGAGUUCAAGAUACUCCCAAAGACUGGGCCAUGGUGGAGAGAGAGAGGGAGGAAUGGGAGAGGGAGCAUCAGAGGGGGAAGGCUCCUUCCCGCUCCCAGCGUUCGGUCAGCAGGGAGCGCUGGGUGGAGACCAUGGUGGUGGCUGACUCCAAACUUAUCGAAUACCACGGCAGCGACAAUGUGGAGUCCUACAUUUUCACAAUAAUGAACAUGGUUGCUGGGAUCUUUCAUGAUGCCAGUAUUGGAAACGCCAUCCACAUCAUCUUGGUUCGCCUCAUUCUACUACAUGGAGAAGAGAAAGAGUUGAAAAUUGUUCAUCAUGCAGACACCACUUUGGCCAGUUUCUGUGCCUGGCAGAAAAACCUGAAUCCCCAAAGUGACACUCACCCAGCUCAUCAUGACCUGGCUGUUCUGGUCACCAGGAAGGACAUCUGUGCUGGGAUGAAUCACCCCUGUGAGACACUGGGUCUGUCCCAUCUGUCUGGAAUGUGCCAACCACACCGCAGCUGUAAUAUCAACGAGGAUUCAGGCCUACCUGUCGCCUUCACCAUUGCUCAUGAAAUGGGUCACAGCUUUGGAAUCCAUCAUGACGGCCAGGGGAAUGACUGCGAGCUGGAGGGAAGGCACCCGUUCAUCAUGUCCAGACAGCUGAUGUAUGACAGCUCCCCGCUCACAUGGUCACCCUGCUCCAAGGACUAUAUCACCCGCUUCCUUGACCGUGGUUGGGGUUCCUGUUUGGAUGACCGUCCAUCUAAGAGAGACCUCACCACCCCAUUGGCACGACUCGGCAUCCGCUAUACCACACACCACCAGUGCCAGCUCCAGUACGGCGCAGAUGCUACUUUCUGCACCGAGGUGGAUAAUGUUUGCCAGAUUCUGUGGUGUUCAGUGAAUGGUUCCUGUCGUUCCAAACUUGACUCGCCUAUAGACGGCACUCGCUGUGGACCAGAGAAGUGGUGCAUCUCAGGAGAGUGUGUGAUUGUGGGGAAGCUGCCAGAAACCGUGAAUGGAGGUUGGGGUCAGUGGAGUACGUGGUCUCACUGCUCUCGGACCUGUGGAACUGGAGUUCAGGUUGCAGAGAGGGAGUGUAACAGCCCAAAACCCGAGUUUGGGGGCAAGUAUUGCACGGGAGAAAGGAAGCGCUAUCGCACUUGUAACACAAAACCUUGCCAGAUAAAUAAACCAGCGUUCAGAGAGAUGCUGUGCAGCGAGUUUGACACCGUGCCCUACCACAAUGAGCUCUACCAGUGGAUUCCUGUGGUUAAUCACAUACAUCCAUGUGAGCUGCACUGUCGACCUGUCGGCGAGAAUUUUUCGGAGAAGAUGCUUGACACCGUGACAGAUGGAACGCCGUGCUACAUGAACAACAAGUCCAGAAACAUCUGCGUCAAUGGAGUGUGCAAGGAGGUGGGAUGUGACUAUGGAAUCGACUCGAACGCAGAGGAGGAUCGCUGUGGAGUCUGUCUGGGGGAUGGCACAAGCUGUGAGACGGUCUAUAAGAGUUUUGAUGGGGGAGAAGGAUUUGGCUACGUGGACGUGGGUGUGAUACCUGAGGGCGCGCGGGACAUCCUGGUGCAGGAAGUGGAGGAGACGGGUAACUUUCUAGCUUUGAGGAAGGAGAGGUCAGAGGACUACUUCCUCAAUGGCAACUACAUCAUCCAGUGGAACGGGGAGUACGAGGCAGGUGGAACAAUGUUCUACUACGAGCGCAGCGGGAACAUGGAGAACCUCACUGCUCCUGGACCCACUACAGAGCCAGUCAUGAUUCAGUUGCUGUAUCAAGAGAAGAAUCCAGGUAUAAAGUAUGAGUACAACAUCAAGAAGCACAGAGACAUGGAAAACGAGGUUCUCCAACCUGUUUAUAGCUGGCGACAUGGUGCAUGGACAGACUGCAGCACCACCUGUGGCCUAGGUGAGCAGAAUCAGCCAGUGCGGUGUUUCGAGAUGGAUACGGGCGUGGUGGAUGAGUCUCUGUGUGAUGCAGAGAGCCGUCCAGAAGACAGACACCGCAGAUGCAAGAAUAUGGAUUGUCCUGCCAGGUGGUGGGUGGGAGGUUGGCAGCAGUGUUCAGCCACCUGUGGUUCAGCCGGAGUGCGCAAGCGGACUGUGCUGUGCGUGCGUACAGUUGCAGGAGAGGAGAGGGUUCUGCACCCUGUGGAGUGCAAGCAUCUCCUUAAACCCAAACCUGUGGUGCCAUGCAACAGAGACAUCCCCUGUGGACAGGACUGGGCUGUAGGUAACUGGGAAGAGUGUCCUGUUACAUGUGGAGGAGGCGUACGCUCACGGACAGUUACAUGUGCAUUAACUCCCCAAAAAACCUGCGAUCUUGCUACUAAACCUCGUUCCAGAUCCCUGUGUGCCCUGCAGAACUGUCCUAAUUCAAGUCUUCGUAGACGUCUCUUGCCUUUCCCUAAAUAUCGCCGCAUUUACCCACCAAAGAGCCACCCUACCAAGAGUCCUGCUCCACCUACCUGGGUACCCAUGAGCAGCACAGCCACAGUUACACCUACAGUCACUGACUAUGUGAGGAAGAAAACGACCAACAAAGAAAUUACAACCACAUUCAUCCCAACAACUACAUCCCCCAUGACUACAGCCCCUAUAAUCUCAGAAACAAAAGACGAGUUCAACGCCACAAUAAGAAAAAGUAUGGGUGCAGAAAAUAAGGGAGGAGUUUCUUUCCCUACUGAAGCCACCUCUGCUGAAAAGGACAAAAAGCUGACUGAUGUGGGAACAGUAGAAGAGAAGGAAGAGAGAGAAGAUGGAAGUACACCAAAUAUGGAGAUGUACACGCCAGGAUAUGAUUAUGUUGUUGAGGACAGGACAACAAUGGAGGGGGGCAUUAUUGAUCUGGAUGUUGUUAGCACACCUACACCAUUCAGAAGUUCCUUUAAACUGCCCACCACCUCAGCAGCACCGCAUAUAUUCAUCAGUCACAUUUUAAGUCCAUACACUAUGCAAACAACCAGAACACCCAUAACAACCUCCCACUCCACCGUGCACACUACUACUGGAAUACUGGCCAAGACCACACACCAGUAUCCCUUCUCCAAACCUCACACCACCCUACAUGUAAAUUCUUACAGUCACUGGACACAAAGAGUUCUCCACACCACUCCCAACAGGAAGUCAGUUCAGUGGAAAAGUCACUACACAACACGGGUCCCAACCUCAACUGUGAAACAACCAUUCAGUGCCACAGCAUCACCCCAGCGACCCACAGUGAAGAUAAUCAAACUGAAAAAGCCAGACCAGAAAUCAAAGAAAAGUACCUCUUCCUCACGUCCUAAAAAGCCUCUUUUGCACUCAAAAGGCAACCACACCGAGAGCCACAACCAGCAACCAGAUAGUCCCAUGACCAGUUCCACCAGUGACAAGAGCAACCUGAUGGCGAGAGAACCUGUCAGCAUGGACGUGUUCUGGGUUGUAGGAAACUGGAGUGAGUGCUCAACCUCAUGUGGGAUUGGUGCAGUAUGGAGGACGAUAGCAUGCAGCUCCCAGAAUGAUGACGACUGUGCCAGCCUGAAGAGACCUGAGCCUGCUCGCACGUGUCACCUGCAGCCCUGCGCCACAUGGCAAAGUGGCAGCUGGAGCAAGUGUCCAGACAACUGUGCAGUGAUGGGAAGGAGGUAUCGCGAUGUCCAGUGUGUUGAUUCGCAGAGUAAACGUCCACUUCGACCUUUCCACUGCCAGGCUGUGGCCAGCAGACCCCUCAGCACCUUGUCAUGUCUGCACAAACCUUGUCUGACCUGGAAAACGUCACCAUGGGGACUGUGCUCUGGUAUCUGUGGUGAAGGCAUCAGGGAGCGACUGGUUUUCUGCCCUCAACCUCAUCAAUGCAGCGAGCUGCAGAGGCCAAACACCACAGAGCCGUGCAAACUAAAACCCUGCACUCACUGGGAGGCUGAAGACUGGGAAGAGUGUUCAGUGAGCUGUGGAGGGGGCCAGCAGCAGCGUGACGUCAACUGCAUGAGUAAGGAGGAUUUGGCUGUAAUGCCAAGCAUCCUGUGUGACAGUAGUUCGAAGCCAGAAACACUCAGGAAGUGCAAUAUGGAUAAAUGCAAGACCAGCACAGGUCUAGUAUGCAAGAGGAACACCAUGUCUUCUCGCUUUUGUGGCAAGCUGAAGCUGCUGGGUCGCUGCUCUCUUCGGUCAGUCCAGAGACAGUGUUGUGUCACCUGUGGACCAUAACCAGCAUUCAGCCCAACCAUAAUCCUGUAUGCAGCCAUGUUAGGCUCAGAGUGAUGUAUCGGUACCAAAGAGCUAAAAAGCACAAGACAUUCUCAGCUUAAACUAUUUUCUUUGUUAUUUUAGUCUUUGUGAGUUUGUCAUUUCUCAAAGAAUAAUAAUUUGCUAGUAACACUGCAGUUAAUGAAUCAAAGGACAGAAGAAGAGCCCUAGACACAUAAAUAUACCUUUAGACCAUUACAAUUAUUAAAGUAUCGUUUGUGGUAUCAUGGGCAAGCUCCAUGCAAGAAUAUAUUUUCUGUCUAAAAAACUGCCCAGUUACUGGUGUUUGAGUGCAAUGAUUCAGUCAAAAGUCCCUGCAAUUAAUCAGUCAGUAAAUGAGUCAAUGGAUCUGCAAAAUGUCCAGAAGUAACUGCAUAGAAACUACGGCAUAUUCAGGUCUGAAAUUUUGGGUCCUGAUAGAUACAGGUAGCAGUGGAGGUACAGGUAUAGAUACAGGACCAAUGAACCAUCUAUUUGGGUCAUGUUGGCAUCUUUUGUAAUUGACUAAAAUAAAAUUACUCAUUUCAACAAAUGUCAACAAAUAUCAAUGCUGCAUUCAUGUGUUGGUUGUACAUAUUCCAUUGUUUUCAAUGUGACGACAACAGAAUGUUCCACCACCGCUGGCUGUGUGUGCACACCACUUGCUGACAAAAGUUUGAAAAUUUACAUUUUUUUCCACGUAUUGUAAUGGUAAAUACAAACAGAUUUUUUUUUGUUGUUUUGUUUUGUUUGUUUUUUAACAAUAAGGAAAGGCGGGCAAUGAGAUAUACACUUGUUAAUUAACAAGUGUAAUUUGUGUGUUCUUAUAAAAAGUUGACAUUUUAGGCAACUACCAGAGCCAGAGCUUUCUGUUUAAUUAUAAUGUUGUGGAAAACACAAAGCAGGGAGGUGACAGUGGACAGUAGGCAUUCCCAAACCGAGCAUCAAAAAGAUCCAGUUGAGGUGGUUUGGGUAUUUGGUGAGGAUACCCCUAGUUGUCUUCCAGGCAUGUCCAACUGGGAGGAGGCCCCAGUGAAGAAUCGGGACAUAUAUUUCCCAGCUGUCUUAGGAAUGCCUCAGGAACCCCAAGGAAGAGGCUGAGGACUUGGCUGGGAUGAGGAAAGUGUGAGAUCCUGAAGUGGCAGAAAAUGAAAAAAUUAAUUAUUAAGGUAGUUUUAGUCAUUUUAAUCUUUCUUACAAAAUUGAAGAUCUAAGACUUCUAAAUUAGCUUCUAAUGAUAUCUCAUGGCCCACCUGUACUACGGUCAUAGCCCAACAGGGGGCUGCAGCCCACGCUUUAGGAAUCACUAGUGUACAGGUUACAGCAGAAGGUUUGCAACUAGAGGUUCUUCGGUCUGAAUCCAUGUCAAACAGGAAAAUCACAUCGUUAAUCAAGUCCUUAAUUGCCAAGUUGCAGUCAGGCACCUCGCAUGGCAUCGCACUGACAUUAAUGUGUGAGUCUGUGAAUGUGAUGCAUCAUCAUAAAGCAUCUUCCUUGGAUGGAAAAGUGCAAAUAAAAUGCAGUCCAUUUAACUUUGAAAUCUCUGUAGCUUUCAAUUAAGCAAAUUAUUGCCAUGUUGUUAAGCAAAUUAUUCCCAAUGAAGAUAAAAGACACACAAAGACCAUGUCUUAUGUUAUCACCUACUGUCUGCUGCUGCAGGCAACAGUAAUUCUGCUACAACAGCUGGCAUGACAGGUUUUCUGCAGUCAACAUGCGAAUGCAGCAUUAGCAACAAGACCUAAUAAACAGCUUGAUAGGCCUGUCCAUCUUUGUUUUAUGUCAUGGUCUUUGUCAGUGUCGGUACGGCAAAAUAGUAGGUUCACAAUCCUUAUGUGUAUCUAUCAGAACUCAAAAUUUCAGAGCUGAAGAUGCAGCAGUUUAUACAAGUUACUCAGAAAUUUUGUAAACCCAUUUACUCUCUGACUGAGUGACUGACUCAUUAAUCCUGUGCUUGCUCUGCUAAUCACAGGGAAUAAUACAACCCCAAUUCCAAUGAAGUUGGGACGUUGUGUGAAAUGUAAAUAAAAACAGAAUACAAUGAUUUGCAAAUCCUCUUCAACCUAUAUUCAGUUG